This is a messenger RNA of Linum trigynum, 2629 nucleotides long. The record is from the annotation of a GenBank genome assembly. Lineage: Eukaryota; Viridiplantae; Streptophyta; Magnoliopsida; Malpighiales; Linaceae.
UCAAUUAGAUUCUGAAAAGACGGAAAAGAUGAAUUGGGGCGUGAGUGCCUGAAUUCAAUAAUACAGCUACCAAAAGCCCAAUUGGGGUGACAAUAAGACCAAUUGGGGCGCGCACGCCCCAAUUCGUCUAAUUGCCGCCUCAAUUGGUUUUAUUGCCGCCCCAAUUGGGCUUUUCUUCGCCCAGAUGCCUUAUAAACUCCCUGUAUCGUCUUCUUCCUCCAUAAACUCCCAACAAUUCGCCUGAAACUUACCUUUAAGCCGCCGGAAAUCGCUUCCUUUUCAUCAACCACCCAAACCCCGUCGGAAAUCGACUUCUCCAACUCUCCUUUUUCAUUCCGCCGGCCAUAGAAGCCGAAGAGCUUGACGAUAGAGGAGGGCACCAUGUCGAGAAUCCCGGCCGUGGUGGCCGAAGGAGAGCCAGAGGCGGUGGUGGUCGGCGAUCAGUAGCUCGUCGUGAGUCCCGCCGGCAAUCUCUCUAUUUAUUGCCGGCGGCGAGGUUCCGGUUACCGGCGCGAGUCUCCGGCAAGGUUUUUAAAUAUGUUUUUAAUUCUGUUUUGUGUGUUAAUUGCAGCUCCUAUUGUUUAUGAUCAAUAUGCUUUGAUGCCGCCACCUAGAACGUUAAAUCCGGCUCCAUUAGAGAAUGAAUUAUUAUGGGCGGAUGGUGAACAUCGAGCCAAUUUGGUUUGGGCAAAUGAGGUAUAUACUUUAAUUUAUGAAUUAUAAGUUAUUUUAAUUUAGUUUGAAUUAGUAUGCAUUAGGGAAAAGUACUCAUUAGUAUGAGUUAGCAUGGAUUAGCAUAAUAUUUUAUUAGUGGUUAUGAAUAUUCUAGAUUUACAGUAAAGUUAUAGUGUGAUAUACUUAUUUUGAUUAAAUGGUUACAUGAUGAUGAAUAUAGGCUUUGGUUCGUCCAUAUAAGACUCGAGGUACAUCUAUAUUAGGCAAGUAUUACGAAGUUUAUGAACCAUACAUUCGGGCUGCUGGAUUGUAUACUGUUAUGGAGCUUGCCCUGUUGCAUGGUGAUUCUGACUUGAUCACGACAGUAGUGGAGCAUUGGCGACCAGAGACCUCCACUUUUCACCUCCCUUGUGGCGAGUGUACCAUUACUUUGGAGGAUGUUGUCGUGCUUAUAGGGCUAUCAGUCGACGGACAGGCUGUGAUCCUAGAUAUACCGAACUCAUCAUUGGAUGAUAUAUGCAUGAGUCUACUUGGGAAACUUCCUCCUGUAGAGCAGUGAUCAGAUCUUGCGAAUGGACGUGUUAAGUACUCUUGGCUUAGAGACGCGUUCACUACCUUGCUAGAGGAAGCUUCAGAUCAUACUACUAGUCAGUAUGCGCGGGCAUAUUGCAUGCUGCUUUUAGGAGGAGUGAUGUUUCCUGAUCGAUCUGGAGCUGAGAUGCAUCUUAUGUAUGGUCUACUUCUCAAGGAUUGGGCACGUGCAGGAGGCUAUGCAUGCGGCGCAGCUGUAUUAGCAUACUUAUAUCGAGAGCUUGGUAGGACCACUUUGAGGAUGACAUCUGCACCGACUAUGGGAGGUGAUCUUAGAGGUUGGACCGACUUGAUAGCUGCAUGGGUGCGGGAGCGAUUUCCAGCCCUCACCCCUUUAGAUACACGCAACUGUCAGCCUGUCACGGAGGAUUCACAUCCACGUGCUGCGAGGUGGUUGCCCCACCUACAUUAGCUCACACGGACUACAUGCAGUGGUUUAGAGUGUUCAUGGAUGAGAGUAGACAACCAUUUGUGGUGAACUGGUGAUUAAUUAGAACCAAAAAAUAGAUUAUAUUAAUAAUCACCAUUAAAUUAUAAUACUAAUUAGAAUAUUUUGCAUUGAUCAUGUCAUGUUUGGACUUUGGAUGUAGUGGCGUCCUUAUCUGGAGAGAUCCAGAUUUUGCAGCCUAUGUACUGGAGUCGGCGACCUUUCGAGCGGUGGUUCCACUGAUUUGUUUUCGAGCAGUGGUCUGGCACCAUCCAGAUCGUACGUUACGUCAGUUUGGCAUGGAUCAAAACAUACCCCAUAGUCUAUAGAGCUCAGAGGAGAUAUUGUGGUUGCUUCGUCAGGACCAGCGAGGAGUACCAUUAGGCGCCGACUUGUGCACCACGUAUCAAGAGACGAUCGAGUUGUGGGAUAGACGAGCUAUGUAUGUGGCGAGUACGAUCCUUGCGAUGAGGCUUUAUCAGACCACUCGGAGUAUAUGGAGUGGUACCACGAUAUGACUAGACGUACUGUCUCACGGCGUGGUACAGCUGCACGAGCCAUGGUUAGUUUGUCUAUCUUUAUUUUUAUUAACUCUUAAUAUCUAGACAUAUUGAUUUUAACAUAUUUUUCAAAACCAUAAUGUUUCAGCUUGACACUGUAGAGCGUGUGGCUAUGAACCAUGGCCAACUAUGGGUGUUCUCGCUCUCAACAACGGCAAAUGCAAUCAGAAAUAUUUUUUGUUCACCUUCAAAGGAGCUUGCAAUGAGCAACGUACCUUUAUACUUCCCAGUGAGAAACGUUCCAUCAACGAGGAUGACUUCUGGACAACUCUUGAAGCCUUGUAUGCAAGGGCCAAAUGCCCAAAACACUCGUUGGAAGAUCUUGUGGCCUGGCAUAGAUGAGGGGACCGUCACCUAAUCAAUAACAGAUGUUGGG